AUGAGCUCAUUCUUAUUGAUCAAGCAGCUCGAGUUGUUCGAUCUCCAAUUUUCUAAUAACCCGAAGCAUCUUAAUUAUGAGCAGCUCUCAGUUGGCGGCUGGAAGGAAAGUUCGGUCUGGGUGUCUUACCUGCAAAAGACCGAUCUCCCGGUCACUACUCAAACCCCAUCAUCUAAUCUACCUGGCACUCAUGACGCACGGAGGUAUUUCGAGUAUUUCCGCCAACGUUCCGUCGUCGAGUUCUCUGGAUAUUUUGACUCGAACUUCUGGGACCAGUUGAUUUUACAGGUCAGCCAUGAUGAUCCGGCUGUAUGCCACGCGGUCAUUGCACUUGGCUCCCUGUACGAGAAGUUCGACGGUCAGCGGGAACUGAUCCGACCGCAUGCCCAGGCAACGGUCUGUCGCCAAGACAGCAUCGAGCAGUACAAUCAAGCCCUCGGUCACUUGCGGCAGAAUCUUGGAGAUAAUGAGAACCGGAAUGUCCAGUCAACCCUGAUUUGCCGCGUCCACAUUAUCGCUUUCGAGACAUUCCUCGGUAACUACGACUCAGGGGGGUUGCACUUGGAGAACGGGCUGAAGAUCUUGCAUGAUUGGCAAGUUCAGCAAGACCAGCUUCUGCAAUCAACUCUUUCGUCCGGAACGAGCAUGAUUGAGGACGACCUCCUUCCGGUGUUCUCUCACCUCAACUUACAAGCAACGUCACUGGUCGACCCAGGUCUUUCCGAGCAUCACCGGUUCAUUGGAGAUACCGCAACGAAGUCAAUCCCAAGUGCGUUCUCGAGCCUCAACCAGUCGCGAAUCUGUCUAUACAAUUUGUUCAACGCAACAUUCGACUUUAUCCACUCAACAUACGACAUCAAAGAGUCUGUCAAUCUUUUUGAGGAGCCACCCAGUGCGGUGGUUUUGGAACGCCAUCACCUCGAUGGCUUGAUGCAACGAUGGCUUCAGACUUUCGACACAUUGCUACAAGUAUCAGGCACACAGAUGGGCACUAGAGAGCUCAGAGCAGCUAUGCUCCUCAAGAUACAUCACACUACCGCUAUAAUCCUCCCCAGAGCGAGCCUCAAUCCUGAACAAUGCGCUUUUGACGUCCAUCUUAACCACUUCAGGAGCAGUCUGUCGCUUUCAGCGUCACUAGUGGAAGCGCCAGGGUCUUUAGAGAUCAGACCAAGCUUUUCGAUGGAUCUGGGUGUCAUUGUACAUCUAUACUUGACAGUGGUCAACUGCAGAGAUCCAGCUGUACGCCGGCAAGCGCUGUCUCUCCUCUCUCGCCUGUCCUUACCUCGGCAAGAAGGGACCUGGAAUGCGAACGAUGCCAGCAGGGUUGGACAGUGGGUGAUCGACGUUGAAGAAGAGGGCCUCGGGGCAGUCGAAAGCGCUGAAGAUGUUCCCGAAUCCUCCCGCAUCCAACGGAUUGAUGCUAAUGCAUACAUGGAGGAGCGACUCGUUCAUCUGAGACAUGUUCUUGAUGACGAGUCCGAAUCUAGUGAACCUGAUGUUGAGGAGAACACUGAGGAUCAGUAA
Messenger RNA from Letharia lupina, 1524 nucleotides. RefSeq lists its product as uncharacterized. The coding region runs from base 1 to 1524 and encodes 507 amino acids. The transcript has 2 exons. The record is from RefSeq and is a predicted model, not a curated record. Lineage: Eukaryota; Fungi; Ascomycota; Lecanoromycetes; Lecanorales; Parmeliaceae.